Messenger RNA from Rhineura floridana, 9511 nucleotides. RefSeq names its product synemin (gene SYNM). Gene Ontology annotation, cellular component: sarcolemma; costamere; intermediate filament. The record is from RefSeq and is a predicted model, not a curated record. Gene Ontology annotation, molecular function: intermediate filament binding; structural constituent of muscle; vinculin binding. Bases 534 to 5399 code for a protein of 1621 amino acids. The transcript is spliced from 4 exons. Gene Ontology annotation, biological process: intermediate filament cytoskeleton organization; fast-twitch skeletal muscle fiber contraction. NCBI's taxonomy places the organism in Eukaryota, Metazoa, Chordata, Lepidosauria, Squamata, Rhineuridae.
UUGAUCUGCAGGUCAGUUGCAAUAUCGCUUUGAAGCUGAAUUUUAAAAACCGCCGCUCAGGCUGCGCCCACUAGGUUUUACAGUAAAAAGGGGCAGGGUUUGAGUAGCAUCCUGUGCCCCUGCUUUCAAAAGAGAGAGGAAGAGACUGGAACCGGCAGAACAGUGCGUGUGUUUCUGUCCCCAAUUCAGCUUCAAAGAGAUUGUGCAGAUCAACCCGUUCCCCCUCCAAGUGUGGCCAAUGGAAACACUUUGAUCUGGCGACUAGUGUGUUUAGGGCCGGGCAGAGCAGGUUUUUGGGGACUGGAGAAUAGGGCCAGCAGGGGCCGCUCUUUUGCUACCUCCGGCUGUGCGCUCUCCCUACCCUCCAAAACAGUCUGCCUGCCCGUCUUUGGCCAAAACAGCAAAGCAGCUGUCGCCGCCCAAAGAAGCAGCGCGCCUUGGACAGAAGCGGUACCCCUCUGUAGGGCUGCGACGAGGAGCCAGCCAGCCAGCCAGCCAGCCGUCGAACCGCGGCUGAUUUGCGAGAGGCGGCCAUGCAGCGGGCGGAGUGGGACGAGGAGAGCGAGCUGCGGGAGCUCAACUCCCGCCUGUGGUUCUACGUGUCGGGGGUGCGGGCUUUGGAAGAGGAGAACCGGCGCUUGGAGCGGGAGCUGGCGGCGCUGCGCGGGCGGGAGCGACAGGUCUGCCGCCUGCAAGAGCGGGAGGACGAGGUGGCCGAGCUGCGCCUGGUGGUGGCCGAGCUGAGCCAGGCCAAGGGUGAGGCCGAGCUGGAGCGCGACGCGCUGCGCCAAGAGCUGGCGCGCUUGGAGAGGUUGGGCGCCCAGUCCGUGGAGCUGCGCCGCCGCCGCCUGGAGCCCGAGCUAGCCGAGCAGCGGCAGCAACUGGAGCGGCUGCGGGCAGACUGCGCCGCGCUGGAGGCGCUGCUGGAGCAGCUGCGGGUCGAGCACGGGCGGCUGCGCGAGGAGCGGAGCCGGCGCCCGUCGAAGCUGCGGGCCUUGCCGCCGCCGGCGCCCACCAGGACUUCGACGAGGAUCAGCCGACGGGAGCUGGAGGAUAGCGCCGCGCUGGUGCUGAGCUGGAGCUGCGGGCCGAGCCUCGAGCGCUACGAGACCGAGCUGCGCGCCCUGCAGGAGCUGGAAGAGCGCCUCGGGCGGGAGAACGUCCAGAAGCUGCGCACCCAGAACGAGCAGAGCCGCCGGCAGCUCGAGGAGUUGCACCGCCGCUGCCGGGAGCUGGGCGCGCUGGCCGAGCGCCUGGACCAGGAACGCCUGGCGCAGCAAGAGCACCAGGGCGCCGAGCUGGCCGAGUAUCAGACGAUAAUUGGAGCGCUUGAAGAAGAAAAGCAAUUCCUAACCGUAUCUAUCGCAGAAUACCUAAAAGACUAUCACGAGCUCUUGCAGGUGAAAGCAGGGCUCAGCCUUGAAAUUGCAACUUACAGAGCUUUACUAGAAGGAGAAAGCAGUCAAUGGAUCCUUAUGUGGGAUGAAGACCAUGGAAGAAAAUUACCACAAGGUGUCCGGAACAUGCUUUAUGAGUACAGCAAACGCCACUCAGCUUAUCAACAGGAGAAAGGAAAGAGAACUUUUCCUGCAAUCCAAAAUGUUGACACAAGAUAUAAAUCCCCUGUAACAAAUAUUAGCAGCUCUGCAGUUUAUUCAUCUCAAACAAGAACUGGCAGAACGCAGACAGCUUCUCCUGGGAAAACAUUAAGAAGAGAUGCCUUCAGGUUGGAUUACAGCCCUUCAGCAGCCAUCAAAAAGGACAUGACUCAUGAAAGAACUGUGACGGGACAGAGAGGGACCCGAACGUUUGCUCCACCAUAUCUUAUUAGCCAAGGGAGUAAUGCUCAACAAAGAACAUUGCCAGAAAGACAGAAAAUCGGGAGCACUGUGUCUUUUUUGAAAGAAUCGACAAUGAUCCAGGAAGGCACACCGAGUCCAAAUAUUCCUACUACAUUUCCACCUUAUGGGCUAAGCUCUACUUCUAACUAUGAGAGAACCAUAGAAGGAACUCGUACAAGAGUGAGUGAACAAGCCAAAGACAGCAAGCUAAUGAGAGAGGGAAAACCCGAAGGAAGAGAGAAAAAUGAAAGGCUGGCCAAAGAAUGGGUAGAUCUUGCCGCUGAGAAGACCGAUGAGAAAUCCAUCAGAGUCGAAAGAAAUGUUAACAUUGAAAAGAAGACUGACGUUAAGCAAGGCAUGGCUGAUCACAAGCACAGAGUGGAAGAAUUUACCAUUAAGGAUAACCAAGAGGAAAGCAGGCUUUGGGGAGAUAGAACACCCAAGGACGGAAGUUAUGUAAGAUGGGAAGAAAGGAUUAGGGUGGAAACACCAGGAAAGAAUCUCCCAGCAGAUAUAAAGAUGAAGGAAAGUCAUUCCUUUCAAAGGGAGAAAAAUGUGAGUAUUGGAACACAAAGCAAAGAAGCUGCUAAGGUUCAGUCUGAAGGGCAUACGCAUGGCCAAAUAUUGAAAGACAACAGCACAGAAAUAACAUUACAAGACUUGAAACCUUCUGUUGGAAAAUCGAAGGAUGACGCCACCUUUAAACUUGCCAGAGAAUCUAAUCAAGAUGAAAAAGAAAGCUCUACCUUACUUACAGAAAGUAUUGCAGAAACCAUUGUUUCUGAUAUACUUAAAGAUUUUGUGCAGAAACCUUCUGAUGCAAGGCCUCCCCUUGAUACCCGAGCCACCUCCUUUGAAAAGAGAGAAGUUUCUGAGGAUGGCAACGUGAAGACUGAGGACAUCAUAGGUUCUGCCAUUCAAGAUGACCUAUAUGUUUCUGAUGAGUUUGACCUGGGAACUGUCUUAAAGAAAGAUGCUGAAAAAUUCCUGAAGGAUGGAAAGGGAAUUCCAGCUGAAGGUGGAACAGAAAAUAUAGUGAAAGGAAAGGAGGACAAAGGAAAAAGGGCAGUUCAACUUGAGAUAGUAGAGGAGCCAAUAGAAUCUACAGCUGAUGAAAGAACAGAGUUUUCAACACCCUUUGAAGUAGAGGAAGUAGAAGAUACAUUGCCUGGUAUGGCAGGACAUCUGUACUAUGGUGAUGAAGAUAUUGCUGCCACAAGUGCUGUCAAAGAUCUUAAGCAGAAACAACCCAGUGUGGUCGUGUCUCAUGUGGAAGAAGUAUCUGAGGGGGAUGAUGUAGUUGAUGAAGAAAAGUACUUUGUGUCUACUCCAGACGAACACCCCUUGGGUCACAAGGAAGAUGAAGGCUCCAUAUAUGGUCAAAUCCAUAUUGAAGAAGAAUCGACAGUUAAGUAUUCCUGGCAAGAUGAAUUUCUGCAGGGAUCUCAAACAAGGAUAAACGAAGAUAAACCGGAACUGAUUUACCAGGUGAUGGGGGGAGGGACAACUUCUUAUAUUUCAAAGGAGGACGUGCCAAAGGAGGAGGUGGCACGGGCCGAAUCCAUUGUUAUUGAGAAAGAGAUUAAAAUCCCACAUGAAUUUCAGGAAUCAAUAAAAAAUCUCUUUUCUCAGGAGUCAAAGGACCCUAAACUUCAGUUGAAGGAGACGCUAGAAAAGCUUGGAGAUACGCUUCCAGAAAGUGUGAAACAGGAGCUCUCUGCAUUUACAAAAGAGGGCCAGUCUGAUGCUAGUAACCUGGAAGUGGAUAUUAAAAAAGUGCUGAACACUGAAAAGGGGGGGUUGGUUACUAUAGUUGCAGAAGUCAAUCUGUCCCAGAUGCUCGACCCUGACCAGCUAAGUGCAGAACUUCUUGGUGAAAGUGUUGCCACUGAGACAAAGUUGCCAACAGAGUCCCCAAGUGAAGAUGAUUUCGAUGAAUACAUGAAGCAAGAGCCAGAAAGCUGCAGUGGUGGUCGAAAUAACGUUGGAGUAGAUUUUUCUUCCACACCUUGGACUAUAGGAGAGGUUACUAGCUCUAACAAAGUAAGCAGCAGAGAUGGUGUGGAAUAUCAUACCAAUGAGCAAGUUAUCCACCAAGGGCCAGUUUUCAAAAGUAUGGAAAUUAAUAGCAGUGGAGAAGAAUGUUCUUCACAAGGGCCAUUCGACAUUAACAGACAUAUUCGGCAAAUUGUGGUUGGCCCAACAGAAAUUCGCAGAACGGAACAGGUCCUAUAUGAAGGCCCUAUUUCUGAAACUCUGGAGUUUGGUUCAGGUGGCUUUGAGACUGGAGCAUCAGCAGAUAUAAAUCAAUUCAUGAAGGAACUCAAACUUGGCCCUGAAAAAAUUCAGUCCACAGAAAAAAUUACUUAUAGAGGGCCUGUUCAUAAAACUGUGGAAGUGAGUGGUCCUGAAAGUCCUACUCAGGCACAGUUUUCAACUGAAAUUAGGUCCUCUAAGAACAUCACUUUGGGUUCAAACCAAAUUACUGAAGAAACUGUUUUUGCAGGGCCAGGUUCAGAUGAUAGCAAUGAGGCUCUUUCUCAGAUGAAAGGGACAGCACAAACCAGCAGAUCGAUAAGGCACAUUCGAAUAGAUCCCAAAGAAGUACAUACUGAGCAUGUUGUGUAUGAAGGGCCCCUUUCAGGAUUUGUGGAGCUUAGUAGCACUGGAGACCAAACUCUGACUGAAGAUACAAUAAGGCAUAUUUGGCUAGGGCAGAAAGAUGCCCAAAUAUCUGACCAAACUAUAUCUGAUGAAUCUCUCCUCAAGGCAACUGAAUCUGGUCAUGCUCCAGACAGGCUUUUCAAGGAAGGAGUGAUUGAUGCUAAUACCACUGUCAGGCACAUCAAGUUAAGUCCAAAGGAAUUUGUAAAAACUGAGGAAAUUGUUUUUACAGUGCCGACUUCCGGACAGCCCCUAGAGUUCAGUGAACCAGGACAGACUUUUUCUUCUGAAGGGUUAGUAACACACAUAAAAUUAGGGCAGAAGGAGGUUCUGAGCAGCGAGCAUUUUGUUUACCAGGGCUCUGUUUCAGAAUCUUCAGGCAUCAGUUCUUCAGGGGAAGACAUUUUGGAAGAAGGAGGCCCCAUGGAGAUCAGUAGAUCAACACGGCACAUCAGACUAAGCCCUUCCGAAACCCAUGCUGAACAGAUUAUAUUCCACGGCCCCGUUUCUGAAACAGUGAGGGUCGGCACUGCAGACCGUUCCCCGACAGAUGGGCCCACAGAAAGCAGCAAACCUGUUGGGCAUAUAAAGAUAGGACCCAAGGAAGCAUCUUUUACCUUUCAGAUGGAUGUAACCAACGUGGCAGGGGGAGGACAAGAUGCUACAAUUCUUGUACCGGACAGGAAAACAGCAGCUGCCUAUCAGCUGGAGGGCACUAUGAAGGAUGGUCAGAAGGAAAGUGGACAAAGUUCAGAGGAGUCAACGUUUGAUCAAACUGUUCAACUGCAAAGGAUGGUAGACCAAAGGUCGGUGGUUUCUGAUGAGAAGAAGAUUGCCCUUCUUUAUCUGAAUGAGAAUGAUGGGGAAGAGGAGGAGGAUGGACCUUGGUUCUGAGAAACAAAAUUUUCAACAUUUUUUAUAAAUCUAGGAGCUUGGUUGCCAUUUACAUAUAGCUGACUUUAAAAAAAAAGGGGGGGUGGAAGGCUAUAACUUAGCCAUUAACAAUGAACUGAUUGGUUUUAAAUCUGCAUUUUCUUAUACAGUCGUAUUUUUUAGCAGGAUCUCUUGAAUGCACAUGUGUUCGCUUGUUAAAUUAUGACACUACUGCUCUUUUGACUAAUGGUAUUUGGUCUGAAAGAUUGUCCUUUUUAAAAAAGAAACCAAGCGAAAUGUUUCCCCUUCUCAGUUUGAGAGAGUAUUUGAGUAUAUAGGAAAAUCACCAGUCUUAUUUAAGUGUAGAAAGCGAUGAUGGUACUAUGGCCAUCAAAAACCAUUUACUCAAGAGUAAGGAUGGGAGAGGCGUUCAUUUCAGUUCGCAUUUCAAGGCAAAUGUAUCAGAUCCGCACUUUCCAAAACAAUAUGAGAAUCGAAACAUGGCCAUCCUUCAAAAUUUGCACUUACUCAAAUUUUGCAUUUUGUUUGUUAGGAGAAAUUCACACUAACAUGCUGAUGAAUUUUCAUGAGAAUUUCUUUUUUAAAAAAUUCACAAAUUGUGGCAGAAAUGUGGAGAACUGAAUUUAAGAAUGGAAAAAUAAGAAACCAAGAGAACCAAAAGAGUGAUCCUUACACACCUGCUGAAGAGUAAUCCAAUUUUAAGUCACUUGAGGCUUAUCUGGAGUAAAUGUGUUUAUAGCCUAAGGCGUGCAGGCAAGGUAUACUUCUUGAAACAACUCAUUAAGGCUGCACAUUACACAAAACCAGUUUUAAAAAUAUAUAGCAAAAAUAAGUAGACAGUGUUGCCCUGCAACCCAGGUAAUCACUCUUCUGUCAAAUCUACCUUUCAGGAGGAAGUGACCAAUUAAGAACAUAGGAAGUUGCUUUAGGUUAAGUCAGACCACUGGGCUACAUAGCGCAGUGUUGUAUGCACUGACUGACCUCCUAGUUACAGACAGGAGUCUUUCCAGUUGUAGCUGGAGAAUGCCAAGGACAGAACCUUUUGCAUUCAGGGCAUAUUCUCCACCUCUGAGUUAUGGUCCUUCUCACCAGACCAAAUGAAUGCAAGAGAAGAGGCAUGAAAAUGUGGUGAGUUGAUGCAGGUUAAUACCUCAUUUUAUUUUUCUCUCGCACACACCACCACUGUCAAAACAGAGACUAUAGUGAGCAUAUUUUACUAACAGCACCAGUUUUAUUAGGAUUAAAGCUGUCACCUUUAUGCAUUUCCACAGAAAUGGAGUUCAAGUGCAGGGAAAAAGCUUCAGCUGUUAAAUUAGUUUCGUCAGGCUGCGGCUGAAGUUGCAGGAACAGGGCCAAUAAAAAAAUGGCCACCCUGUUUAAAGCGAGUCCCUGCAUCGCUCCCGUUUGCUGAAACGGGGCUCUGGGGUUGCACGGUUUCGCAUAUUCACCAUCCGCUUGUGAUAAAAGGUCUUGCUGUAAGCCACGUCGUUAUGAUAAGGGUGGAGCUAGCAUGCUUCAGCACUUUCAAAAACAAAAAUAAAAAAAAAAGCUCAGAGCAGCUUACAUUUGGUGCUGGCAAACAUGCAUGAAGAAUUACAAGAGCAUGCAGCCCAAAUGUGAAUAUUUUUGUAUCCACAUUGCUAAUCACAAUAUGCAAGAAGACUUGAGAUCCACUCAGAGUGUAAGCUUGCGGGCUUCACGUGGGCACUUCCCCCGCCCCCCAGCAGUUGGGAUUCAGCAGUCUGCAGAUUCUCAACUUGAAGGUUAGGAACAUAGGAAGCCGUCUUAUACUGACACAGACCAUUGGUCCAUCUAGGUCAGGAUUGUUCUCACUGGCUUGCAGAGGCUCUCUCGGGUUUCAGGCAAGAGUCUCUUCUAGCCCUACCUGGAGAAGCCGCUGGGGAUUGAACCUGGGACCUUCUGCACACAAAGCAGAUGCUCUGCCACUGAGCUGUGGCGCUUCCCCAAGGUUCUGUUUUGUGAACCUCUCCAAAGCCACUGAUAGACCCCACCUCCCUGGAUUUGCCUCAUCUCCUUUUAAAUCCAUCCAGGCUAAUGAAAAGGUGGCUUUUGAAUGGGCCAGAUUCACACCAUGCAUUUAUUCCACUUUAAACAGCCAUGGCUUCCCCCAAAGAAUCCUGGGAAGUGUAGUUUGUGAAAGGUGCUGAGAGGUGUUAGAGAGACCCUCUAUUCCCCUCACAGAGCUACCAUUUCCCAAAUAAUUUAACAGUCAGUCAGUCCCUCUGAGAACUGUAGCUCUAUGAGGGGAAUAGGGGGUUUCCUAACUACUCUUAGUACCAUUCACAAACUACACAUCCCAGGAUUCUUUGGGGGAAGCCAUGGCUGUUUAAAGUGGAAUAAUAGUGGAAUAAAUGUGUGGUGUGAAUACAGUCUCACAGUUGUCUUGUAUCAAGUGAAGUCCAUUGGCCCAUCUAGCUCAGGAUUGUCCAUGCUGGGGAUGGGCCACCUUUUUUCAACUGAAGGCCAGAUUCUCUCGGGGAUCAUCUGUCAGUGGCUGCUUGCCAGCAGUGGGUGGAGCUAGAGUUGAUAAUGGGUGGAGCUAGAAACAAAAGUGUUCUGGAUAAACUAAUCCAGAAUAAAGACUGCCCAGCUUCAGUUUUCACCAUGGAUACCUCAGAUUAGAAUCCCCAAUCCGAUUCAGAAGGAAGCCCCGCUGGGUUUGAUGGGGUUACUCUGUCUCAAAUACAACUACUUGUAUAGUAAGUAUAACAAGGAAGUGAAAGUGAUUCCUUUCUGACUUUAGUGUGUUAAACAUCCUCCCUCCCUCUCGCACACAUAGCUAUGGGGCGGAGUGAGUGUCUUCUUUUCUCCCAAGUUAUCCAGCUAGGGGAAGGGGGAAUUGAAAAAAGACAUCAGUUUGUUUUUAUAAAAGAAAAGAUGGCCUUUUGCAAUUGUUCUGAAACUAAAUAGAACCAGAGUGGGGGAAAUCUUUAAAAAGGUCAUGGGAAACUAAGGAGGAAAUGAAAAGGAAGGAAAGAACUCUUGAUAGAAUGGAAAAAGAGGGGCAGCUAUAAGAAGCAUUGGGGGCCGUAUACCAAGUUGGACAUGGGUUACCCAUCUGUGGUCUACUCAGAGAUGCUAAGGAUUGAACCUUUCUGCAUGCAAAAUAUGUGCUCUGUCCAUAAACUGUGGCUUCUGCCAGAGGAAUUUGACAACCGGAUAUUUAAGGUUGGACAUGCACUUAAGAGAUUUAGAAUGUUAUGCAUAUUUCAUUAUAGGUUUUUACACCUGUAACAGAACCUGCUUGCAGUUAGCAAAAGCUGGUACUUACAUGAUGUUUGUGUGUGUGUGUUCUGAUGUCGUUCAGAGAGAAAACAACUGACUACCCUGUCAUACAUAUGCUAGUUUGUCCUAUUUAAUAGUUGUGUUUUAAUAGCAUGGCGCUAGAAAGAUUAAUAACAUUGCUUCAGGCAAUGGUUCUACUCACAGGCAGAGCUUAUUCAAACAUUUUUUUCCUUUAAUUGAAUAUGAACAGUGGGGAGUUUGGAGGAAGAUAAUGUUAUUCAAUUAAAUGUAUGCUUGAGAUAGUUUACCUCAGAAGUAGGGCACUUUUCUCCUUCUUAAUGCUGGAAUCUUAAGCGCACUUUGGAAGCAAAUUCCAUUUCAAGUGAGGCUUUCUCCCAAUGCUUUUAACACACAUUGCUAAAAUAACCCAGGCCCUGAUCCAGCUUAUUCAAGGCUAAAUUCCAUUGAAAGCAAUAGGAGUUGAAUGAUUUGCAACCAACUUUUCCAUUGGCUUAAACUGUAGCUGGAUUGGGGCCAAAAGUAUUCAAUAUCCGUGCAAUGAAGAAGGAAUUGGCGUUCCAGUGUGUGAGAGCUGUCACUCUCUAGGUCAGCCUGGUGCCCGGGGCUGAUGGGAGUUGUAGUUCAAAAGGGCACCAGGUGCAGAAGGCUGCUAUAAGCUAAAGACUGCUAUGGUAGGUGUUUUCAGAUGCUGCAGACAUGUUGAAAUUGGGUGGAUUAAUGUCAGGUGGGAUUUUUGUAGGCCAUUUUUAUCUUGGUUAGUUAUAAGGCAGGGCGUGUUUCUGUGAUGGUUUAAAACUAUUGUGACUUUGCACUUUUUCUGUUAAGUAUUAAACUUUGAAAAUUCA